Molecule: messenger RNA, 6600 nt
Organism: Tupaia belangeri chinensis (Chinese tree shrew)
Lineage: Eukaryota; Metazoa; Chordata; Mammalia; Scandentia; Tupaiidae
Gene: CCDC186
Product: coiled-coil domain containing 186
Exons: 16
Coding region: 249-2975 (908 amino acids)
Biological process (GO): vesicle cytoskeletal trafficking
Cellular component (GO): trans-Golgi network
Molecular function (GO): small GTPase binding
Source: RefSeq, a predicted model, not a curated record
GGGCCGGCUCCGGCGUGCCCGCCAUCUUUGUUGAUGUGUCAGCUCCGUAGGGGUUUGGGGGAACCGCGGCAGAGAGGGCGAGCUGCCGGCCUGCUCCUCCUGGCCGUCUCUGCCUCCCACUCCACGUCUUCCAGACCCCGCUAUGAAAAGUUGGCUCCUGAGCCGGAGCUCCAGCAGCCUCGUUAGGGUGCGGCCCGAGGCUUGGAGAAGUGGGAUGUAAGACGAAAAUCAGGAGCAGAUUUGAAGAAAUGCAGAGCGAAUUGAUGCCAAUCAGCAUGUCAGUGACAGAUCACAUAGCCUCCAUUUCCUCUGAUAAAAGCACUGGGAAAACACCUGAAUUAAAAGAAGACUCAUGUAACUCAUUUUCUGGUGAUGGAAGCAACGGAUUAGAAAAUGAGUCCAAGCUAUUGUCAUUGAACUUUGAUAAAACUUUAUGUCAGCCGAAUGAGCACAAUAAUCAGAUUAAGGCACAGGAAAAUUAUAUUCCAGAUCAUGCUGGAGGUGAGGAUUCUUGUGCUACAACAGACAUAUGCCUAGAAAAUUCUGAACAAAUAACUGAUUUUCCUAGUGGAGACUUUGCAAAGCCAGUUUCAAAAACAAAGGAACCAGAACAGACAGUAACACAAAUAUUGGCGGAAUUAAGAUCAUCUACAUUUACAGAAACAGCUAAUCAAAAGACUUACUCAGAAAGUCCCUAUGAUACAGACUGCACCAAGAAACUUAUUUCAAAAAUAAAGAAUGUUUCAGCAUCAGAGGAUUUGUUGGAAGAAAUAGAAUCUGAACUCUUAUCUACAGAGUUUGCAGAGGAACACAGAGUGCCAAAUGGAAUGAACAAGGGAGAACAUGCAUUAGUUCUGUUUGAAAAGUGUGUGCAAGAUAAGUAUUUGCAGCAGGAACAUACUAUAAAAAGGUUAAUUAAAGAAAAUAAGAAGCAUCAGGAACUCAUCUUAGAUAUUUGUUCAGAAAAAGACAAUCUAAGAGAAGAACUAAAAAAAAGAACAGAAACAGAAAAGCAGCAUAUGAACACAAUUAAACAGUUAGAAUCAAGAAUAGAGGAACUUAAUAAAGAAGUUAAAGCAUCCAAAGAUAAACUAUUAGCUCAAGACAUUGCAGCGAAAAAUGCAAUUCAGCAAUUACACAAAGAGAUGGCCCAACGAAUGGAACAGGCCAACAAGAAAUGUGAAGAGGCACGUCAAGAAAAAGAAGCAAUGGUAAUGAAGUAUGUAAGAGGGGAGAAGGAAUCUUUAGACCUUCGAAAAGAAAAAGAGAUACUUGAGAGAAAACUUAGAGAUGCAAAUAAGGAAUUUGAGAAGAACACUAACAAAAUUAAGCAACUUUCUCAGGAAAAAGGACGCUUGCACCAGCUGUAUGAAACAAAGGAAGGUGAAACAACUAGACUCAUCAGAGAAAUUGACAAAUUAAAGGAAGAUAUCAACUCUCACAUCAUUAAAGUAAAAUGGGCACAAAACAAAUUAAAAGCUGAAAUGGAUUCACACAAGGAAACCAAAGAUAAACUCAAAGAAACAACAACAAAAUUGACACAAGCAAAGGAAGAAGCAGAUCAGAUACGAAAAAAUUGUCAGGAUAUGAUAAAAACAUAUCAGGAGUCAGAAGAAAUUAAAUCAAAUGAGCUAGAUGCAAAGCUUAGAGUCACAAAAGGAGAACUUGAAAAACAGAUGCAAGAAAAAUCUGACCAACUAGAGAUGCAUCAUGCCAAAAUAAAAGAAUUAGAAGAUCUGAAGAGGACAUUCAAGGAGGGUAUGGAUGAACUACGAACACUGAGAACAAAGGUGAAAUGUCUAGAAGAUGAACGAUUACGAACAGAAGAUGAAUUAUCAAAAUAUAAGGAAAUUAUUAAUCGCCAAAAAACUGAAAUUCAGAAUUUAUUGGACAAAGUGAAAAUUACAGAUCAGAUACAGGAACAACUACAAAGAGGUAAACAAGAAAUUGAAAAUUUGAAGGAAGAAGUGGAAAGUCUUAAUUCUUUGAUUAAUGACCUACAAAAAGACAUCGAAGGCAGUAGGAAAAGAGAAUCUGAACUACUACUGUUUACAGAAAAGCUUACUAGUAAGAAUGCACAGCUUCAGUCUGAAUCCAAUUCCUUACAGUCACAACUUGAUAAACUUUCCUGUAGUGAAAGUCAAUUACAAAGCCAUUGUGAGCAAAUGAAACAGACAAAUAGUAAUUUGGAAAAUAGAUUGUUGAAAGAGGAAGAACUACGAAGAGAGGAAGUCCAAGCUCUGCAGGCGGAACUCACUUGUAAACAAACGGAAGUUAAAGCAUUGAGUACCCACGUAGAAGAGUUAAAAGAUGAGUUAGUAACUCAAAGACGUAAACAUGCCUCCAAUGUCAAGGAUCUCACCAAACAACUUCAGCAAGCUCGAAGAAAAUUGGAUCAGGUUGAAAAUGGAGGCUAUGAUAAAGAAGUGAGCAGCAUGGGAAGUCGUUCCAGUUCUUCAGGGUCCCUUAAUGCUCGAAGCAGUGCAGAAGAUCGAUCUCCAGAAAAUACUAGGUCAUCAGUAGCCGUGGAUAACUUUCCAGAAGUAGACAAGGCCAUGUUGAUUGAAAGGAUAGUUAGGUUACAAAAAGCACAUGCCCGGAAAAAUGAGAAGAUAGAAUUCAUGGAGGACCACAUCAAACAAUUGGUAGAAGAAAUUAGGAAAAAAACAAAAAUAAUUCAGAGUUAUAUUUUACGGGAAGAAUCAGGCACACUUUCUUCAGAGGCAUCUGAUUUUAAUAAAGUCCAUUUAAGUAGACGGGGAGGCAUCAUGGCAUCUUUGUAUACAUCUCAUCCAGCUGAUAGUGGACUAACAUUGGAGCUCUCUUUGGAAAUCAACCGAAAGCUACAGGCUGUUUUGGAGGAUACGUUACUGAAAAAUAUUACUUUAAAGGAAAAUCUACAAACACUCGGAACAGAAAUAGAACGUCUUAUUAAACACCAGCAUGAACUAGAACAGAGGACAAAGAAAAUCUAAUACCAGACUCUUGCUCAGUAAACAAAAGCCACACAGGAGCAGGUGCCACUGACCAGUGUUGUUGGGAACAUUUCUCUGCUUUGUGUGUCAACCAGUAAAAAGAUUUGUCUUGCUUCAUCUGUACAAAAAAGUAUCCUUUUGCAAUAUGAAUGCAUUUCUGUACAUACUGUAAGAGUGUAAGCAUUGAUGAAAUUGGUUUUUAUGUAGUGCAAUACGCAGUCGUUGAAUCUCAGCAACUUGAUUACUCAUAGUCAGGAGAAGUACUGAACAUUACUACAGAACUUUUCAAACCCCUUGUUCAUACUUCUUCCCUUCAAAAUAUAGUGUCAAAAAUGAUUCAGCUUCUUAAAAUUAUGCAUGAAAAGAUAGGUGUUGAUCAUUCAGUGCUAUGCUAUUCUUCCAACAUCAAAAAACAAAACCAAUGAAAUGAUAAAGUUUUGUUUUCCCAUUCCAAUAUAUCAUUUGGUUGUGUUUUAGGGAUGCAGAUGAGAAUAUAAGUCUUUUAUUUUGAUUUUAGUUUUAUUGAAAGCUGAGCAAAAUAGGAAAGCUAGCUGUUAGUUACUAGAAUGAUCUGGCAUUAUAUGCCUCUAACAAUUCCUUAUUUGUGCUAGGUACACUUUUUCAGAUUCAGAUUACUUGGGUUGAUAAUUAAGUUGAAUUUUUUUUUUAACCUUCAGAUACUUAAAAUAAGAUUUUAAAUAACAUGUUCAUUUAGGAAGUUCCUGUGGACUUCAGUUAUAUUUUAAAAUGUGAAAUGGAUCCAGUUGUUAGAACAGAGAGAUGAGUUAUUCUUUGAAACUGAAAUGCCUUAGUUUUGCUGGCAUUGUGUAAAGAUAAAUGUAAUUGCGUUAAAGAUAUUCAUGAAGAUCCAGGUCCCAAGAGAAAACGGCAUAUGGCCCUAUGAACCAUUUCAUUUACGCACCAUUCUUUAUAAUGAAUAUAUAUUUUAGUGGGAUGACCCUGAAUGUGAUGUUUCUGUAUAUUUAUUAAAAACUCAAUAUAAUUAUAUCUCUGUAACCAAAGGCAUUUUAGAGCCAAAUUUUUGUGUCUUGUAGUUUUUACAAUAUUUAUUUAAUGUUUCCAGUCAUAGCAUCAGUAUUUCUUUCCACUGAAGUUUUUCUGCACCCGUUAUGAUCGCUGUCUGUCUGUCCAUGUUCCUGCACCCAGAUCAUUGCUGCAGGGGCCGCCUUAGCACGUGUGCAGGUGUUGCAGCAGACCUCGCUUUCAUGUGGGAUUUUUGCAUCCUGUUGUCUCCGGUUAAGAGACAUAUGCUUUGGAGCAAUGGAUUAAAAACCUUUAAAGAAUUAUAUGGGCUCUAAAAAUUUGGGCUCAUUGCAGUGACGUCCUUUUAAUGUGUUUUAACAUUUUUUAAAUCGACAUUGUUUAAAAAGAUAAUUUACUAAGGAUUAGAUUUAAUGAGCAUCUUAUUUUGUGUGUGUGUUUUGAGGUAUGUGUUGUCAUCCCAAAAUAAAUACCAACUUUUAUUUUUAUUUCAGAAUGAAAAUACAUGUUCAAAGAUGGUUUAUUUUAAAAAACAGAUGUUAAAAAGUAGUAGUCUUAGUAUAAUGUCUUACUCUUUUUCCAAUAAUAAUUUAUCAAAAUAAAAGGGUAAGUGCAGUGAAAUCCAAAUUAUUUUACCAGUUUUUUUUCUAAAUAUACUAUUGACAUGGCUACGAUUAGAGUAGGCAACAUAACUAAAUUUAUUUGAUUUCACAUGUCAUACAGAUUCAUAAACUGUAAUACUUUUUUUUCCCCUCCAAGGCACAAAAUGUGUAAUAGAGACCAAAUAAUGAUCAGAUUCAUAGUGUCCUUUACCUGUAUACUUUAAAAUAUGUAUUUGUUAUAGACAAAAAUGGAACAUUCCAGUAUUAGUGUUUAUGACAUUGUCUACCUGGAGAAGCUUAAUGAUGAUACAUUUUCAUAAGAAAACUAUUAUAAACCACAUUUGACUGUGUUGUUACUUCCCCCCCAUAAAUGUAAGAAAAUAUGGAAGUAUUGGAAGAAAAUGCUUUAUUUCAUCUUUUUCUUUAGUAUCUAAUGUAUCCUUUUGUAUACGAAUCAAGACUGAGCAAGGUAAUUUACAAUAAUGUACCUAUAUCGGAGAUCAUAUCUACUAAUUGACAAACAGCUCCCGACGGAAGGACUUACAGGACCUUCUACCUGCUAUUGAAUAUACAGAGAGAAAAAUGUGUCUGGUCAAGUACAUAAGAUGGUCUGGAGAAACCUGAGAUCUGAGGGAAGUUUGUUUUCUAUGUUCAUUAGUAAUUGUACCCAUCGAAAACUAUUUUGGUUAGUUAGCACUAUUUUGGCUUCUUUGAGUAGGAAAUUGUGUGUGUGUGUGUGUGUGUGUGUGUGUGUGUGUUUGUUUGUGUCUGUCUGUCUGUCUGUGUACUCCUCACCAGGUUUUAAUUUUAAACUGAAUAGUCGCUGUGACUCCCUUUUUCCCAUUCUGUUUCAAACUUCAACCUGUUCACUUUUAAGGACAGAAAAUGGUAGAAUUGUACAGAAUGAGUUUGAACUUUGAUGGUGGUAUUUUUGGUUUUCAGCUUUGAGUUCUUUUUUUAAAAGAAUAAUUUAAAGCAGUUUAGCUUAAAAUUAAAUUUCAUCAGACUACCAACAUGUUAUUUAUUCACUUACUGAACACAUUUAUUGAAAGCUUAAUAUUGCCCAGCACCAUAUAAGGUGUUGUGAUUAUAUUGGUGAGCGAACAGUUCCCCUUUUCAUGAAGCUUAUGGUCUAGUGAAAAUAGCUGGCAGGUGUUAUGGGCCUCUAGCGCUCAUAACCUGCAGCCCCUUGUAAGUGGGCUCAGAAGGUAGUUAACCUAGUUGUGCGAGUAUGUGGUCCAGAAAUCUCACUCUGGCAUGAAGCAUUAGGAAACCCAGUCCUUGCUGAGGUAUUCUGAGAGCAUAUUACUGUUUUCAUAGUGGAUCUGCAGCAUUGCCUAGCUUUUGUCACAGUUCAUUAUUGAAUUCCUUAAGAAAAAGAAAAAUCCAAAGACCAUAUAAAAAUGGCACUACAUUUUUACCAUGUUAGUAAAUUAUUUGUUAAUGCCUACUUGAUGGUCAUCAAACUGAGUUUAAUCAUGUUGUGACUUUGUUUACAGUAUCUUAUUUUCUAAAGAUUUUUACUUGCAAAUUUAGACCAAGAUUUACCAGUAGAAGAAAAAAUUAGAAACCAUUAAUACUGUAAAUUAUAUGUGUGUGUGCACUACCUAGUGAAAAUAUUUUUAUCAAUUACAUUGUCAUUCAUACAUUAUGAAUGCUCAGUAGCCUGUUUUUUUAAUAACUUUUUUUAAACAAAAAUUGGUUUUACAUUAAGGUUGUUAAUCUUUAAUUAAUAGUAGUUGGUGGCACUAGAAACCUGAAAUAUUUCAAGACUGAACAAGAGAAAUAACUGAGAAAGUAUCCGAACAUGAAAAGUUUUCAUUUAAGUAAAUGAAAAAUAUAAUUGUAUAUUAAAGAUGUAUUUUUUUUUCUGGAAUGGAAUUCUUUUAAAAAUGUAUAUGGCUGUCCACUGCAAUGAUGAACUUAUCUUCCAAAGUGUGUAUGUGUGUGUACAUUGUACAGAUAAUCUCUAAUUUGGUUACACUGUUCAUUUUGUAAAUAUAAUCCUGUAUAAAAAUGAA